UUCUUCUUCGUUCUUUCUUUCUUAAGCCCUGUGAAAGUAAAUGGGUUGCGUGGCUCCGCUGUCUGCCCUUUAACUCCACGUGAUAGACUUCUCUCACCCAAAAUCCCAAACCUUUAAAACUCAAUAAAAGAACAAAUUUUCCAUACUAAUUUCAUACUUCAGAAAGGUUUCAUCAGUUUUUUUUUUUUAAUUUUAAAUCGGCAAAUAUGUAUAGGCUGUGAUUGGGGAUGGCGGUGUUAUUGGAAGACAUUGUACAAUCAGUGGAGAUGUGGUUGAAGCUGACAAAGAAACCGCAACCCUACGUUGACCCGAAUCUCGACCCGGUUUUGUUAGUUCCGGGUAUUGCCGGGUCGAUUUUGAAUGCCGUGGAUUCUCAGAAUGGGCAAGAAGAGCGCGUAUGGGUUCGGAUUCUCGGUGCUGAUUAUAAGUUUCGGACCAAGCUCUGGUCUCGUUUCGAUCCUUCUACUGGUAGAACUGUAUCCUUAGAUCCAAGCACAAGUGUUAAAGUUCCUGAAGAAAGAUAUGGACUUUACGCCAUCGAUGUCUUGGACCCUGACAUGAUCAUCGGACGCGAGUGUGUUUAUUACUUCCAUGAUAUGAUUGUUGAAAUGAUCAAGUGGGGUUUUCAAGAAGGGAAAACUCUUUUUGGCUUUGGUUAUGAUUUUCGCCAAAGUAACAGGUUGCAAGAAACAUUGGAUCGCCUGGCAGCAAAAUUAGAGUCGGUGUACAAAGCUUCAGGAGGGAAAAAGAUAAAUAUCAUAAGUCAUUCUAUGGGCGGCCUUCUGAUAAAAUGUUUCAUGGGCCUUCACUGUGAUAUUUUUGAGAAAUAUGUGAAGAAUUGGAUUGCAAUUGCUGCACCAUUCCGGGGUGCACCUGGAUAUAUUGCUUCUACCUUUCUAAAUGGAAUGUCAUUUGUUGAUGGGUGGGAACAGAACUUUUUCAUUUCAAAGUGGAGCAUGCAUCAAUUGCUGAUUGAGUGCCCAUCGAUAUAUGAGUUAAUGGCUUGUCCGCAUUUCCAUUGGCAACAUAUUCCACUUCUUGAGAUCUGGAGGGAGGAAGAAAGUUGUGACGGAAUUUCUCGGAUUAUUCUAGAGUCCUAUCGCCCAGGAGAAAGCAUUGAUAUUUUUAAGGAAGCUCUUUCAGGCAACUCGGUUGAUUAUAAUGGGGAGAAUAUUCCACUACCCUUCAAUUUGGAGAUUUUGAAAUGGGCUAAAGAGACACACAAGGUGCUGUCUCAUGCUAAGGUUCCUUCUGGAGUUAAAUUCUACAAUAUAUAUGGGAUCAAUCUUGAGACACCACACAGCAUUUGCUAUGGAAGUGAGGAGACACCUGUCACAGAUAUACUUGAUUUACCGUUUUUUCAGGCAGAUGGACUCCAUGCAGAAGCAAGGGUUGGAGUCCCUGCUGAGCACCGGGGAAUUCUUUGUGAACCUCAUGUAUUUCGAAUUCUCAAGCACUGGUUGCAGGCAGGUGAUCCAGACCCUUUCUACAACCCAGUAAACGAUUAUGUGAUUUUACCGACAGCAUUUGAAACGGAAAGUCACCAUGAGAAAGGCUUACAAGUUACUUCACUCAAAGAGGAAUGGGAAAUUGUUUCUGAAGAUCAAGACGAUCCUGAUGAUAUGGCUAGUAGAAGGCCAUUUGUUAGCUCAAUAUCUGUUUCACAAGGGGGAAAUAUGCAAUCCUCAAGGUCUGAGGCUCAUGCAACUAUCAUUUGUCAUCCGCAAAAUGAAGGUAAGCAACGCCUUGAGCUAAAUGCUGUAGGUGUCUCUGUUGAUGCCUAGAAUUGGAUUGUUGAACUCAAUGAAA
Molecule: messenger RNA, 1809 nt
Organism: Durio zibethinus
Lineage: Eukaryota; Viridiplantae; Streptophyta; Magnoliopsida; Malvales; Malvaceae
Product: lecithin-cholesterol acyltransferase-like 4
Biological process (GO): lipid metabolic process
Source: RefSeq, a predicted model, not a curated record